Anoplopoma fimbria (sablefish) is the source of this 2072-nucleotide messenger RNA. It is a transcript of the gene crybb1, whose product is annotated as crystallin, beta B1. The transcript is spliced from 9 exons. The record is from RefSeq and is a predicted model, not a curated record. Bases 1218 to 1913 code for a protein of 231 amino acids. Gene Ontology annotation, biological process: visual perception; lens development in camera-type eye. NCBI's taxonomy places the organism in Eukaryota, Metazoa, Chordata, Actinopteri, Perciformes, Anoplopomatidae. Gene Ontology annotation, molecular function: structural constituent of eye lens.
CUGCUGAAUACGGCGGAUGGACUGGAUCUGAGGGGUCUGGCAGUGGGAGCCAAACUCCCUGAAGUGUUUGAACUCCCCACAGUGACGAUCACACUCCAUGAUAUACUGGUAUCCACGAUAACCAGGGUACUGGUAGCACACGAAUCUGUGGAGACAUCACAAGGGAGGAGCAAGUUUAGAACAAGUGUUGCAAGAGAGUGUUUGUUGUGAAACCAGGAAUAUUUAAAGAAGGAGAGGUGUGGGACACUCACGCUCCAGACUGGAUCCUGAGAGAGCCAACUUCGUUGUUGCACCAGCCCAUGGCCUGGAGGGAGGGGUAGUCGUCACUGAGCUCACCCUUACGGCCCAGGAAGUUCUCACGCUCGAAGAUGGUCAUACGACACUCUCUGUGGUUCUGCAGGGGGAGAAAAACACAUAAGAACAAACUUAUAAGUUGUUUUUUUCCCCAGUCAAAUCUGCAAACGCACCUUUCCUGAAGCUUAGAAACAGAACUUACAGCACAGGCGAUGGGUCUGAAGGAGGUCAUCCUCUCGAUGUGGUAGGCGUUGCUGCCUCCGAAGGCGUCACACUGGGGGUACUCUCCUCUCUCCAGGACAAACUGCUGCCCCUGGUAGGAGGCGUGCUCGUAACCCACCCAGCUGUGAAACAAAAAACAACAACCUCUUAUAAAAACUCCUCUUUUUUGUUGUGCAGGAUAUCAUUACAGUAUGUUGGAGCAGCAUGUUUUACUCACGCUCCGCUCUCCACCCUCAGGGAGCGCACGGUCUCGAAGCCCAACUCCAUCACGUUGCAGCACUCGGAGGUGAACUCAUGGCGGCGGCCCUGGAAGCACUCCUCGUCGAAGACAAUGAUCUGGAGGGGGAGAAAAGUGCAGAAACUCACCUUCCAGUGGCCGGAGAACUUGGUGCAAUGAGAGUCUCCACCAACACUGGGUGCAGUGCCGGCCUUUGGGCCCCUGUUUCUGGGGGGAUAUGUGUGUUUGCCGUGCCGGCUGGACCCCAGUUUGAGGGGGCCGGCGGCGUUUUCCAGGCUCUGCGAUGACCCGCCCGGCUUUGGCACGGGCCCACUGUGAUGACGAGGUGCUUUCCUUUGUGUGCUGAGCCUCCACGUUUGGCCUUUGCCAGAGUAUAAAAGCUGGGGUCGGGCGUUGAAGGCACCAGCACGAGCCAGCCUCCGCAAGCUGUACUAACACAGACUCUCCUGAAACCCCUCUCGCCAUGUCUCAGACCGCCAAGUCCGCCUCCAGCCAGGGCACCGACGCCAAGGACAAGGGUGCCCCAGCUCCAGCCGCUUCCAGCAAGGCCACCAAGACCGGAGAGCCCGGCGUGGGAUCCUACAGAAUCAUGAUGUUCGACCAGGAGAACUUCCAGGGCCGGAUGAUCGAGGUCCAGAAUGAGUGUAUGAACGUGUGUGACCGUGGCAUGGAUAGAGUGCGUAGUAUCAUUGUGGAGUGCGGCCCCUUCGUUGCCUUUGAGCAGACUAACUUCCGCGGGGAGAUGUUCAUCCUGGAGAAGGGAGAGUAUCCUCGCUGGGAUACCUGGAGCAACUCCUACCGCAGCGACUGCCUCAUGUCCCUCAGGCCCGUCCGCAUGGACAGCAUGGAGCACAAGAUCUGCCUGUACGAGCUCUCCGACUUCAAGGGCAACAAGAUGGAGAUCCAGGAGGAUGAUGUGCCCACCCUCUGGGCGCAUGGCUUCUGUGACAGAGUGGGCAGCGUGAGGGUCCCAGGAGGAGCGUGGGUUGGAUACCAGUACCCUGGAUACAGAGGCUACCAGUACCUGUUUGAGUGCGGUGACUACAAACACUACAACGACUUCAGCGCCUUCCAGCCUCAGAUCCAGUCCAUGCGCCGCAUCAGGGACAUGCAGUUCCACCAGAGAGGAUGCUUCACCUUCACCUCCGCCAGCAAGUGAAUGGCCGCCGCUGGCCCGUCGUAGCCACGCAGCCCUCUCAGCUUUUUAUUUCUUUUUCUCUGAAUCCUUUCCUAAAUCCUCCACCAUCGACGCUCCAUCCCAGAGGAAAGACAGAAUGAGAGCAGACAUACACAGGAAAACAUUCACUGACUUUUUAUG